AGUAGAGUGUGACUUGAGGCUGAGAAAAGACGCGGGAAUAUGGCGGAGAUUUGGUUAGGUCCCUCUACUACUCACACACUGCUCCUUCCCAAAUUCCCUUCCAAUUCCAUGGCUGCUCCUCUUCAUCUUCCUUUCUCAAACCCUACCCAUUGUCGCUCCUCUUCCUCUUCCAAUUCCAACCCUGGGCCCUCUCAGCCCUCUUUGCUCGUAUUCUCAGGUGGCACUGCCUUCAAUGGCGUCGUCGAAGACCUCAAGACUUUCACCACUCGUGUCGCUCACGUUCUCCCUGUUUCCGAUGAUGGAGGAAGCACGGCCGAGAUUGUUCGCGUCCUUGGUGGCCCUGCGGUUGGAGAUAUCCGGUCAAGAUGUUUGAGGCUGUCUGAUGGGAGUACUUCCGAGGCACUUGCCGUCCGGAGACUCCUUGGUCAUCGUUUAACGCUCGAUCCGCGCGAAGCCAAAUCCGAAUGGUACAAUAUUGUCGAAGGCGAACACUCUUUGUGGAGAGGUGUAUCAAAACCUUACAGGGAAACAAUACGUGCAUUUCUGGUUUAUUUUCAGAACCAGAUUCUUCGACGAGCAGAUGAUUCAUUUUGUUUUAGCAAUGGCAGCAUUGGCAAUUUCUUUUUUGCAGGAGCACGGAUAUUUUUUCAAUCUUUAGAUGCUGCAAUAUUUUUGUUCUCACGUGUUUCAGAUAUCCCUUCUGAAAGUUUGGUCCUCCCAGUGAUUUCAAGCAAUGACAGGCUGACAUUAGGAUGUGAAUUAUUGGAUGGGACUAUCAUACGGGGUCAGAAUGCAAUUUCUCAUCCAACCAAUGGAUCUACGGAACCUAUUAACAAGGUGGGGUCCUUAGUUCCAAAACUUUCUUCAAGAAUAAAGAGGGUGUUUUACAUGUCAAGUGAGGGCCAAAAUUUACUGCACGAGGUCUUCCCUGCAGCAAACCAGGUUGUCCUCGAGCAGUUGAGGAGUGUGGAUUGCAUUGUUUAUGCUAUGGGAUCUCUUUUUACAUCCAUCUGUCCAUCACUGGUAUUAAUUGGCAUUGGGGAGAUAAUAUCUUCAAGGUCCUGUCCCAAGGUACUUCUACUGAAUGGCACUCAUGAUCGAGAGACAAGUGGUUUUUCAGCAUCUUGCUUUGUAACUGCUAUCACAGAUGCACUAAAUCGAACACAUGGAGAUCGUCAAAAUUGUCUAAAAAACCUUCCAGGACAAUACAUCAAUACUCUGUUGGUUCCCAAGGGUGGCGAAAUUCCUGUAAAUAUUCAGACCUUGGCUGCUCAAGGAAUCGUUGAUGUGAUCUAUGUCAAUUCCGUAUGCGACCCAAAAAUUGGUGUUCUGUUUGAUUCAAAGUCACUCAUAGAGGCGCUCGCAGAAGUGAUAGGAAAAUUCAUGAGCACAGUGACUUAAAUAUCAAUGUGACUAAUGGCAAGCAUGGCGAUUACAAGUGACUAAGUCUUUGGUUCGUGAAUCCUCAGGUAAAAUGCUUAACUCACGCGACUCUUAUAUCGAAGAUAUGGGAUAAUCCUGUGAUACCAAUGGGAAUUAGGGCCUCAGUGUUUUGGGAACCAUUAUCAGAAGAAAAGAGGAUGUUGGCAAAUUGAAACUUGAAGCAGAGUGUUUGGGGAUUUCAAUUACGUUUUCAAUAUUUCUUUCUUAUGAUGUUAUUGCUAGUUAUAUUUCCCAUUGGGUUAAUGUUGAUUUAAUUUAAUGAAAUUCCUUUUCAAAAAUAAAAAAAAAAUUGUGUACAAAUUAAGCAGGUGAGGGGUUAUUUCUUGGUUUCGAUUGCA
Molecule: messenger RNA, 1781 nt
Organism: Humulus lupulus (European hop)
Lineage: Eukaryota; Viridiplantae; Streptophyta; Magnoliopsida; Rosales; Cannabaceae
Exons: 13
Coding region: 40-1401 (453 amino acids)
Molecular function (GO): LPPG:FO 2-phospho-L-lactate transferase activity
Source: RefSeq, a predicted model, not a curated record